Staurois parvus is the source of this 708-nucleotide messenger RNA. NCBI's taxonomy places the organism in Eukaryota, Metazoa, Chordata, Amphibia, Anura, Ranidae. The record is from the annotation of a GenBank genome assembly.
AUCUCGGGCGCAAGGUGGUUCUCUUGUUCUGGGAGGACGUCAUAUGACAUCCUCCCAUUCUCACUGCGCAUGCAGGGGACAUGUACACUGAUCAUCAGGGCACUGAUGAUCAGUGUGCCCUGAUGAUCAGUGUAGCCCCAGCAGUGCCACCUGUCAGUGUCCAUCAGUGCCUUAUGUCAGUGCUCAUCAGUGCCUCGUGCCAGUACCCAUCAGUGCCACAUCAGUGCCUACCAGUGCACAUUAAUGCCACAUAUCAGUGCCCAUCUGAGCUGCCUUUCAGUGUCACCCAUCAGUGCCACCUAUCAAUGCCAAUCAGUGCUGCCAAUCAGUGCCACCUAUCAGUACGCAUCAGUGCCGCCUAUCAGUGCCAGUCAGUGCUGACUAUCAGUGCCAGUCAGUGCCGCCUAUCAGUGCUGCCUAUCAGUGCCAUAUAUGAGUGCCAUGUAUCAGUGCUGCCUUUCAGUGCCCAUCAGUGAUGCCUGUCAAUGCCCAUCAGUACCACCUACCAGUGCCUCCUCAUCAGUGCCCAUCAGUGCCACUUAUCAGUGUCCAUCAGUACAGCCUAUCAGUGCCCAUCAGUAAAGCCUCACUAGCGCACAUCAGUGAAGGAGAAAAAAUCACUUAUUUACAAAAUUUUAUAACAAAAACUAAGAAAAAACAUUUUUUUUUUAAUUUUCUGUGGUUUUUGGUUUGUUUAAGAAAAAAUAA